Molecule: messenger RNA, 822 nt
Organism: Rhagoletis pomonella (apple maggot)
Lineage: Eukaryota; Metazoa; Arthropoda; Insecta; Diptera; Tephritidae
Product: early nodulin-55-1-like
Exons: 2
Coding region: 102-503 (133 amino acids)
Source: RefSeq, a predicted model, not a curated record
AAAUUAGUGCACCAUAUUAAUAUAUACGUACAUAAAUUUGCAGGGAUGAGAAAAAGAAUGUGGGUGCGUCAGGUGGCAGUCCAUCAACAUGGAAGCAUUAUAUGGCAGUACACCAAAUUAUUGGGGGAACCGCUGUUAACAAUGCGGAAGUGCACGAGUCAUUUUUAUUAGACACAAUACUUAAUGAAUCCAGCCAGUCGGUAGUAGCACCAUCUCCAUCGCCUCCGUUAGCACCGUCAACACCUUCACCAUCGCCAUCCAUGGAAGCAGCAUCGACGCCCUCGCCAGUACCACUGCUUUCAGUAUCAGCUGUGUCGCCUGGUGAUUCAUCUGCACCUGCUUCUUCUGGAAGAAAAAGAAAACGUUCGGGAGAAGUGAUCAGAAUCAUGCAGGAACACACAGAAUUGCUAAGGAGUGUUGUGCAUGAUACCAAGGUGCUAACAAAUGAGGUUGUUACUGCCAUAAGGGAGCAAAAUGACACCUCGAAAGAGUUUAAAAGUUAAUGAAGGUUUUAAUAGAUAAGAUUUAGAAAAUAAGUGUACAUACACUCGUCGUAAUAGCUAUAAAUCCACCACACAUUGAAAAGUUUUACCCACUAACAUUUUUAUUAUUUAAUUUUUUUUUAUAAAAAUACAUGUCUAUUCUUAAGCAAAAACUGUACAAAUCCACAUUUCAAAUAGUAGAUAACUUAUGCAAAAAUGCAUCUAUAUGUUCAGCUUUUUAAUACUGUUUUUUAGAGAGAUUUGUAGUAUGCAGUUUUAUAGCCUGUCAAAUUUUAUUAAAACAAAGUGCAAGUGUGAAGUUUCUGAAAAAUCCGCUGAC